Schizophyllum commune H4-8 is the source of this 1142-nucleotide messenger RNA. RefSeq lists its product as uncharacterized. The transcript is spliced from 3 exons. The record is from RefSeq and is a predicted model, not a curated record. NCBI's taxonomy places the organism in Eukaryota, Fungi, Basidiomycota, Agaricomycetes, Agaricales, Schizophyllaceae. The coding region runs from base 134 to 1012 and encodes 292 amino acids.
GGCGGACUUCGAGCGCGCGGACACACAUUAUGGUUGUCUACAAAACCAACUCACUGCGAUCACGUCCUUUGUCGUCCAUCUGCUUCCUAUGUCGUGCAUGCCGCGCGAUGUCGUACGCGAUCUCGUUGACAUCAUGCGCAUUCUGCAUUCCGCGCCGUCCGCUCGCGCUCUCGCGGAGGUCGCAUGCGACACGCUGGCUAUGGUCUGGCAACACACGGCCGACCAGCGCGCGCUCUUGUGGUCACUGCACGACGGGGCGUUCCCCUUGGUGAUGUCGCUGUACCAUAGUGAGGAGCCUAGUACUAGGGUCGGGAAUGCGCUGGGCACCAUAGCCCUACUCUCCGUCUUCGGUGAAGUACAGCGCGUGCUGCCGCGGGACAUGUCCUUCCUCGACGAGUUUCCGGACGGCCCUGGCAGAUACGCUCAACGACGCGCCGACGUAGCGCGUCACAUAUCAAGGAAGAUGUGCGCUUACUGUGAGCGUCCCGAAGGUGGCAGAGGCGAGGCCCGCAAGAGGUUCCUCUGCUGUCCUUGCUUCUCCGCGAUAUAUUGCUCCACCGAAUGCCAAACCGCUGACUGGCCUUCGCAUCGCGCACUGCAUCGUCGUGCGCGCGUCGACGAAGUGCAAGGCAAGAUCUCCCCUCGCGACGCGCAUUUCCUGAAGGCCUGCGGCAACGACUACCUGCGCAAAAACCUCGCGCGCAUCCUUGGCGAGAUAUCGGAGGGCCUCGAGCGCCAUCGCGAGCAUCUCGCGCUACCCCCGCGUGUACACAUCGAGAUACGCAUUGGCGGACGCUUCGACGAGGAUGCGCACGAGAACCGCGUCAAUAUACGUCGUGAGGAUAGCGAGGAAAGGAGCGUGGCAGAACCAUUUGCAGGGAACGAUCCGGAAGAACCGACCGUGCUUGUAGUUGCUGUGCUGCUUCGCAUCGACAAGAUUGCUGGCGCAGUAGUGGUGCGACGCGCGAUGUUGCGGGAGCUGAAGGAGGAGGCUGGGAGACUCACCGAGUAGUAUCCAUCGCGCGGCGGCUCUUAUGAAGCACCAAAUCCCGCGAAGACAGAGAACAGAACAGAAGUCAUGUAUUCACAAAUCCAGUGUACAAACAUAAGGUGCAUCUGCAUGAGUACGUAUGCGUGGUCGU